AUGCCGCGAAAUUCAUUUGCAUAUGACCAAGGUGUUAAGAAUUUUAUUGAAUUUGCUUUCUGGCAUGGUUCAAUUAAUGAUAUGAUACUCUGUCCAUGUCCUAUGUGUGUAUUUAGUAAGCAUCUAAAUCGUGACGAGGUAUACGAUCAUCUAAUUUGCAAACAAUUUCCAAAAGGUUAUACAAUUUGGUACCUUCAUGGAGAGUCCCAUCCACGAGAAACAACUAAUGCUCCAGUAAACAUCGAAAUUGCUUCACAAAGAAAUGUUGUUGUUCAAGAUCCAAUUAUUGAUAUGGUAAAUGAUGCUUUUGGAGUACAUGAACCUAUUUCUGAGGAAGGCUUUCAAACAGUAGAUGAAGUGGUCAGACAAAUAGAUGAUGACAUACCAAAUGUGAACCAAAUUAGGAAUGCAACAAACGAGCUUCAUGAGUUAUCUAAUGAUGGUCAACAACCUCUGUAUGAAGGGUGUGCAAAUUAUUCAAAACUAUUAUUUAUAUUGAAAUUGUACCACAUCAAGUGUCUAUGUGGAAUGAGCGAUAAGGCAAUGACGAUGAUAUUGGAGUUGCUACAUGAUGCAUUUCCGCAUAUAAAAAUUCCAAGCUCUUUCUAUGAUGCGAAGAAAACCAUCACAAAGCUUGGAUUGAACUAUGAAAAAAUACAUGCAUGCCCAAAUAAUUGCAUGCUUUAUUGGGGUAAUGAAGAAGAUGAAGAUAGACAAAAUUGCAAGAUUUGUAAUACUUCUAGGUGGAAGGAAAGGAAGGGUGGAUCAGAUUCCUUAUCCAAUGGUAAUAAAGCUAGAAGGAAGAUUACUGCAAAAGUGGUCAGAUAUUUUCCAUUGAGACCUCGUUUACAAAGGUUGUUUUUAUCUUCAAAGACAGCAAAGGAUAUGAGAUGGCACAGCUUGGAUGGCAACAACGAUGGGCUACUAAGACAUCAAAGAGAUUCUGAAGCAUGGAAAAGAUUUGAUUCAACAAAUAGUUGGUUUGCAGCAAACCCUCGGAAUGUGCGUCUUUCACUAGAUACUGAUAGAUGUUUACUUACAAUUCUAAUAAGGGAGUUGAAAGAAGUGUGGUAUGAUGGCGCUAAUACAUAUGAUUCUUAUGCAAAUGAAAUGUUCAAGCUGCAUGCUGCUUUGAUGUGGACAAUCAGUCACUACCCUGGUUUGGGAAAUUUAUCUGGGUGGAUGUCUAUACUGGACAUGCUUGUAUACAUUGCAAUUAUGCCUCUGCUCCUUGUCACUUGCCUCAUAGUAGGAAAUGGUGUUUCAUGGGCCAUCAGCACUUUCUUCAUGGUGGUCAUAAAUUCAAAAUGA
Dioscorea cayenensis subsp. rotundata (Guinea yam) is the source of this 1311-nucleotide messenger RNA. RefSeq lists its product as uncharacterized. NCBI's taxonomy places the organism in Eukaryota, Viridiplantae, Streptophyta, Magnoliopsida, Dioscoreales, Dioscoreaceae. The record is from RefSeq and is a predicted model, not a curated record. The transcript is spliced from 2 exons. Bases 1 to 1311 code for a protein of 436 amino acids.